Molecule: messenger RNA, 4860 nt
Organism: Peromyscus californicus insignis
Lineage: Eukaryota; Metazoa; Chordata; Mammalia; Rodentia; Cricetidae
Gene: Stat3
Product: signal transducer and activator of transcription 3
Exons: 24
Coding region: 360-2672 (770 amino acids)
Biological process (GO): cell surface receptor signaling pathway via JAK-STAT; regulation of cell population proliferation; leptin-mediated signaling pathway
Molecular function (GO): DNA-binding transcription factor activity, RNA polymerase II-specific; RNA polymerase II cis-regulatory region sequence-specific DNA binding
Source: RefSeq, a predicted model, not a curated record
UCGCCCCGAGGCCUCAGGGUGGCCUAGCCAGCUGGCCGUUCUUUAAUUAUGCACGGAGGCGUGUCUUGGCCAGUUGGGAGCUGGAUGGGGAUUGGCUGGAGGGGCUGUAAUUCAGCGGUUUCCGGAGCUGCAGUGUAGACUAGGAGGGGGAGCCUGGGGUUCCGACGUCGCGACGGAGGGAACGAGCCCUAACCGGAUCGCUGAGGCACAACCGGUGCCCGGCUCGGUGUCGCCUGACCGCGUCGGCUAGGAGAGGCCAGGCGGCCCUCGGGAGCCCAGCUGCUCGCACCUGGACCCAGCGCAGCCCGGCCAGUCGGGCCUCAGCCCGGGAGACAGUUACGCCCCCUGAUUGCGGCAGGAUGGCCCAAUGGAACCAGCUGCAGCAGCUGGACACACGUUACCUGGAGCAGCUGCACCAGCUGUACAGUGACAGCUUCCCCAUGGAGCUGCGGCAGUUCCUGGCACCUUGGAUUGAGAGUCAAGAUUGGGCAUAUGCAGCCAGCAAAGAGUCACAUGCCACGUUGGUGUUUCAUAAUCUCUUGGGUGAGAUUGACCAGCAGUAUAGCCGAUUCCUGCAAGAGUCCAAUGUCCUCUAUCAGCACAACCUGCGGAGAAUCAAGCAGUUCCUACAGAGCAGGUAUCUUGAGAAGCCGAUGGAAAUUGCCCGGAUCGUGGCCCGAUGCCUGUGGGAAGAGUCUCGCCUCCUCCAGACGGCCGCCACUGCAGCCCAGCAAGGAGGCCAGGCCAACCACCCAACAGCUGCUGUGGUGACGGAGAAGCAGCAGAUGCUGGAGCAGCAUCUUCAGGAUGUCCGGAAGCGUGUGCAGGAUCUAGAACAGAAAAUGAAAGUGGUAGAGAAUCUCCAGGACGACUUUGACUUCAACUAUAAAACCCUCAAGAGUCAAGGAGACAUGCAGGAUCUGAAUGGAAACAACCAGUCUGUGACCAGGCAGAAGAUGCAGCAGCUGGAACAGAUGCUCACGGCGCUGGACCAGAUGCGGAGAAGCAUUGUGAGUGAGCUGGCGGGGCUUUUGUCGGCAAUGGAGUACGUGCAGAAAACACUCACAGACGAGGAACUGGCUGACUGGAAGAGGCGGCAGCAGAUCGCGUGCAUUGGAGGCCCUCCCAACAUCUGCCUGGAUCGCCUGGAAAACUGGAUAACUUCAUUAGCAGAAUCUCAACUUCAGACCCGCCAACAAAUUAAGAAACUGGAGGAGUUGCAGCAAAAAGUGUCCUACAAGGGGGACCCUAUUGUGCAGCACCGGCCAAUGCUGGAGGAGAGGAUCGUGGAGCUGUUCAGAAACUUAAUGAAGAGUGCCUUCGUGGUGGAGCGACAACCCUGCAUGCCGAUGCACCCUGACCGGCCCUUGGUCAUCAAGACCGGUGUCCAGUUCACUACUAAAGUCAGGUUGUUGGUCAAAUUUCCCGAGUUGAAUUAUCAGCUUAAAAUUAAAGUCUGCAUUGACAAAGAUUCUGGGGAUGUUGCCGCUCUCAGAGGAUCUCGGAAAUUUAACAUUCUGGGCACAAACACGAAGGUGAUGAACAUGGAAGAGUCCAACAACGGCAGCCUGUCUGCGGAGUUCAAGCACUUGACCCUGAGGGAGCAGAGAUGUGGGAAUGGGGGCCGUGCCAAUUGUGAUGCCUCCUUGAUUGUGACUGAGGAGCUGCAUCUGAUCACCUUCGAGACUGAGGUGUACCACCAAGGCCUCAAGAUUGACCUAGAGACCCACUCUUUGCCAGUUGUGGUGAUCUCCAAUAUCUGUCAGAUGCCAAAUGCCUGGGCAUCCAUCCUGUGGUAUAACAUGCUGACCAACAACCCCAAGAACGUGAACUUCUUCACCAAGCCACCGAUUGGAACCUGGGACCAAGUGGCCGAGGUGCUCAGCUGGCAGUUCUCAUCUACCACAAAGCGAGGGCUGAGCAUUGAGCAGCUGACUACGCUGGCCGAGAAGCUCUUAGGCCCUGGUGUCAACUACUCUGGGUGUCAGAUCACAUGGGCUAAAUUUUGCAAAGAAAACAUGGCUGGCAAGGGCUUCUCCUUCUGGGUGUGGCUAGACAAUAUCAUUGACCUUGUGAAAAAGUAUAUCUUGGCCCUUUGGAAUGAAGGGUACAUCAUGGGUUUCAUCAGCAAGGAGCGGGAGCGGGCAAUCCUGAGCACGAAGCCCCCGGGCACCUUCCUGCUGAGAUUCAGCGAGAGCAGCAAAGAGGGAGGGGUCACUUUCACUUGGGUGGAAAAGGACAUCAGUGGCAAGACCCAGAUCCAGUCUGUAGAGCCGUACACCAAGCAGCAGCUGAACAACAUGUCAUUUGCUGAAAUCAUCAUGGGCUAUAAGAUCAUGGAUGCCACCAACAUCCUGGUGUCCCCAUUGGUCUACCUCUACCCUGACAUUCCUAAGGAGGAGGCAUUCGGGAAGUACUGUCGACCAGAGAGCCAGGAGCAUCCUGAAGCUGACCCUGGUAGUGCUGCCCCUUACCUGAAGACCAAGUUCAUCUGUGUGACACCAACGACCUGCAGCAAUACCAUUGACCUGCCGAUGUCCCCCCGCACUUUAGAUUCAUUGAUGCAGUUUGGAAAUAACGGUGAAGGUGCUGAGCCCUCGGCAGGAGGGCAGUUUGAGUCACUCACGUUCGACAUGGAUCUGACUUCGGAGUGCGCUACCUCCCCCAUGUGAGGAGCCUUCACUGGAAGCUGCAGAGAUGACUGAGGCUCCUGCCCCGGGUUCCACCCUUAAGCAGUCAAACCCCAGGUCAUCUGAAACUCCUAACUUGGUGGUUCCAGAUUUUUUUUUUUAAUCUCUACUUCUGCUAUCUUUGAGCAAUCUGGGCACUUUUUAAAACAGAGAAACGAGUGAGUGUGGGUGAUGUGCUUUUAUGUAAAGAGGAGAGGAUUCUCUGAGUCUGUGAUGGGGGGUGUGAGAGCCGGAGGCUGGAGGAAGAAAAAGGAAAUGCCUUGUGUCCUGUUCCCCGCCCUCCUUUCUCGGUGGCGGCGGCGGCAUCGUUCGUUGUUAGACAAGUGCCUCCCGGUGCCCGGGGCAUCUUUUGCCCAUUUCUGUGAGCUGACACCCCAGGCUGCCUGCAGCUGAGGACUCUUGGCGUUGCACUUUUAACCUUGCUAAUGUCCAAACAGAAGGUAGGACUAAGCCCAUAGGUUUCUUUUUAAAUUAAAAAAAAAAAAGUAAUAAGAAUUAAAGGGCAAAACACACUGAGACAGCAUGGCCUUUCUGUAUCAAAGAAGACUUCAGCUCACAGCCUCUUUGGUGCUUUAAGCAUAUGAACCCUGAAAUGAUUUCAGAUGAAAUCUUUAAAAGACAUCUGAGGCUGUGGCUUGGCCUCUGGUUUGAACACGAAGGUUAGAGAGAACCUACAUAUCCCAGACUCUUCAUAAACUGGGUUGUUGUUUUAUUUUUUUAUUAUUAUUAUUUUUUUUGGGGGGGGGGUUUCGAGAUAGGGUUUCUCUGUGCAGUUUUGGUGCCUGUCCUGGAUCUUGCUCUGUAGACCAGGCUGGCCUUGAACUCACAAAGAUCCGCCUGCCUCUGCCUCCCUAGUGCUGGGAUUAAAGGUGUGCGCCACCACCGCCCGGCCAUAAACUGGGUUUUAUUUACCCAAGAGUAUGCUCGCCUGUGGGAGGGGUGAGGCUAGGCCAAGGGCACUGAAAACCUCUGUCGCCCACCCUCCCCCAAGACUCCGGACCCUGUUUCAGGGUCAGUCUGUCCUGUGGGUGCCUUACUGGGCCUAGGAUCAACCUGGCUCCCUUUCCCACUUGACCUUGCUAGUGGCAUGUCUCCUUCCUGUGCCCACAGGCUCCUGCCCUGCUUGCAUUGGGAAUCGUGGUCUCAGGACCUUGUGACCAGAGAGCCUGAGUUACAGGUUUGAAGUGAUUUAGACCUACGGGUCCUCAGCAAAGCUCAGGGAUUAGGGUCCUUAUUCUGUUUGCUUGGUUCCCAGGGGUACCUGUAACCACAGUGCAAAAGCUGACUGAUAAACUCCAGGUCUGCCACCUCCUAUGAGGGGUGUACUCGUGGCCUCCCCCUGAGACUGGCGAUUGUCUGCUCCCCAUUGGGGCCCCUAGGUGAGGUGGAACAGGGUGCCUGCACCUACCGUGGCCUUCCUGUCACCUGCUUGCCUCAGCCACUCAGCUUGCUUGAACACUUAGUCGUUCAAGGCAAACCUGCUCUGACACAGGGGCAUGGCUACAUUCAGUGACUCAGAGACCCAUACUCAGCUGACCAGUGUCUGGAAUUCUGUUUGUUUCACUCAAAUUAACCAGUGUCUGAAUUAAGGGGUGAGGACAUUGUCUCCAAGACAAACUGCUUGCCUUGGCUGCCCCUGGCCUUCUGCUUUGAGACAGUUAUUGCUCGCCCUUCCCCAGCAACAUUCUUUAGUAGACAAUAAGCUGAACUCAUAAACUGAAAGGGUAUUUAGAAAGGCAAGGCUUGGACCUACUGACAGCUUAAAUCCUGGGGACCCAAGGAACAAGGACUCGGGCUUCUCUGGGGCAGGGGUUGUAAAGUUCCCGGCGCUGGGAAGUUACCUGGGUAGCCUGGGCUAACCACCUGUAGUUACAGCUCCAAGGAGAACAGAAACUGGCCCUGUGGAGUCCUCAGAACCACCCGCCCGCUUUCCCUCCCCUGACCCUGCCUGUCCCCAGCCUAGCCCAACCGUGCCUGCGGAUUGCUUAGCCUCUCUGUACAGUGGUUUGUAUUCUAUCCUGGCCACUGCGUUCAAAUUCCAAUGUAUACUUUCUAGUGUAAAAAUUUAUAUUAUUGUGGGUUGUGUUGUUGUUGUUGUUUGUUUGUUUGUUUUUUGUAUAUUGCUGUAACUACUUUAACUUCCAGAAAUAAAGAUUAUAUAGGAACUGUC